AUGGACGACGAUGAAUGGGAGAUAGCAAAACAGCUGUGUGACAUCCUCAAGGUCUUCAACGACGCAACCUUGUACUUCUCACGCGACACACCUAGCUUACCUAUGGUCAUUCCGGCCAUGGAUAUCAUCGAUGAGAAGCUGACAAAUGACUCUCUCGACUCCGACUAUGAGCCCUGUAUCUGCGCUGCCCUCGGGAUGGCGAAGAAGACACUGAAUCGCUACUACGACAAGACCGAUCUUUCCAACAUGUACCGCAUCGCAAUGGUGCUACACCCCUCCCACAAACUGCAGUACUUCCAGAAUGCCGAUUGGCAGGCAGAAUGGAUCACGACAGCAAGGGCGCUGGUCCAUGAAGAGUAUGACUGUGCUUAUGCGCAAUGUGCAGUGAAUGUCAAGCCUACUCAGAUGAAGCAAUCGGAACACAUGCCAUCUAGCAACAUGUUCGACAACCUCCUGAAUGCGAAUGUCUCCAAGGGCAAAGACAAUCGCGAUGAGCUCAAAUGCUAUCUCGAUGCUGACACAGAGCAUGUUGAUGGUGAUGCGCUUGGCUGGUGGUACGUGCGGUGCAAGGAGUUCCCUCAUCUAUCGUGGAUGGCCAUGAGUUAUCUUACUAUUCCCGCCACGUCUGUUGACGUUGAGCACAUCUUCAGCAAGGGGCACAUAUUGUUACCACAUCUGCAAAAUGGUCUCUCCGUGGAGUCUAUUCGUGCUCUUCUGUGUCUUGCGGAGUGA
Molecule: messenger RNA, 732 nt
Organism: Sparassis crispa
Lineage: Eukaryota; Fungi; Basidiomycota; Agaricomycetes; Polyporales; Sparassidaceae
Exons: 5
Coding region: 1-732 (243 amino acids)
Molecular function (GO): protein dimerization activity
Source: RefSeq, a predicted model, not a curated record